Odontomachus brunneus is the source of this 3312-nucleotide messenger RNA. Its product is annotated as E3 ubiquitin-protein ligase LRSAM1-like. Gene Ontology annotation, molecular function: protein binding. The transcript has 14 exons. The record is from RefSeq and is a predicted model, not a curated record. The coding region runs from base 378 to 2324 and encodes 648 amino acids. Lineage: Eukaryota; Metazoa; Arthropoda; Insecta; Hymenoptera; Formicidae.
ACUAUCAUAAUUAUCAUUGUUAUCACGUAUGAAACGCAGAACGAUCCGCCGCUCGAGAUCCUUGCUCGCAUUGUCAUGACGGAUGCGAGUAAGGAUGUCUUUAUCCAAAAAGUACGGCAACAAGGCUAACGUCGACUACAAGGCGCGACUCGAGUACAAAUUGUACCUGUUACAGAAUCACACUACUGAUCAUCGUUAAUUAGCUGAAGCAAACUUUAAACCACGCUACGUCAGUCUGUGCUUUAGUGAUUUGAAUUGCAUCUUCAUCGGCCAGAGAGAAUCCGGAGCCAGUGUUCGACGUCUCGGAAUGCGCCUUGAAACAUGUGCCAUCGGGAAUCUAUUCACUUUGCAAAGUGUUCAGGAAGAAGGUCUUGUUAAUGUACAAUAAUAAGUUGAGCUCGCUCUCAGGCGGAGGUGCCUUAAGUGACUUGUUGUUGCUGACUGUAUUAGACAUUCAUGGAAACGAGUUCACCACUCUACCUUCAGGCAUAAUGUAUCUCUCUUCUCUCAAGGAACUCUAUUUACAAGACAACAAUAUUCGCAAACUGCCCAACGAGAUAGUUCAACUAAGCAAACUAACAGUCCUCAACGUCUCGAGGAAUAAUCUAAAACAGCUGCCCGAAGAGAUCGGACAGCUGCAGCAGCUCACUGCCUUAGACAUUGGUCACAACAAGUCACUGCAGAAGCUGCCCAAGUCCCUCGGCUAUGUUCAACACUUGACGAAUUUCAAUAUCGAUGGACUGAACCUUUCCUAUCCGCCGCAGGAUAUUUUAAAUGGCGGCACGAUUGUGAUUGUCGCUUUCCUGGCGAAUGAAAGUGGCAUCGAAUAUUCACCAGAGGAUUCAGUAUCCGAAACUACCAAUAUCUCCAGAGAUAUCAGUUCGGAAGACAUGCAGACGGUACACCAUAAUAAAUGUAACGACGUGCAGGCAGUGUUACAGAAGCUAGACAAAAUCAAGGAACAUCGGCAGAAUGCUUUGUUGGAAGUGGAGAAGAAUAUAAAACAGCAGCAGGAGUAUGAGAAAGAGGUGCAAUUCAUGCUCAAGGCUCACCGAAAGAAACUUUUAGAAGACUUAGCAUUACAGCAAAUACAAUUAGAACAAGAACUAGAGAAGGUGCAGCAGGAAAGAGACACGAAUAGGGCGCGUUUACUCUCAUACAUUUACAAUGCCGAGAAAGAAGCUGAUGACGUAAUCAAGGAGUUCUUAAGAAACAGUGAGGAGGAACGACUGAGUCAGGCUGAACUGUUAGAGCGAGAAAAGCAGGAGGAGAUGCGUUUGUUGAGUUCGUGCCAUUCGGAGCAGUUCAUGUUACGUACAAAAGAUACUCUUUAUGCAAUGGAAAAGUUGCUGGAAGAAGAAAUGCACAAAGCGAGAAAACUGGAGGAAUAUACUAAAUACAAAAACUAUACUGCGCAAUCACUACUCACAUUAGAAGUGAGGAACAAUGACUAUUUGGCACAAAUAGUCCAGGACCAAGAGAAAAAUAGACAAGAUCUUAUUGAUAGAUUGCGGCAGGAUGAAGUCCUGCAAAAAGCAGCGGUGGCAGCGCUGCUGGAACGUAGCGAUGCACGUUCUUGGAGUAUCGUUCAGCAAGUAAAUUUAGUACAAUCACAAUUGGCGGCGCUCACCACCAUCGAGUUAGAAAAGAAGAAACUAGAGAUCAAUCAGCAGCUCAAUGAGAUCGCCGACCGACGUGUAGCUUUAACUGCUAUUCUGGUGGAUUUGUUGGAACAGCAAAAAGCUAGAAGAGAUCAGCUGUUAGAUACGAUAAAUACGAUAGAGCAACAACGAUGCAUCUCUAAUGCCAGACGCGGCAGUUUAUUCUGGCUAAUGCAGUAUCAAUCCUUAAUGGAGGCGCGACCACAAGGACUGUUGGAAAUGUUGGAACCUAUGUUGGUUCGACAUGUCGCGAUAGCGGGAGCAUUGCACUGCCUUCCGUUCUUAGCUGCAUUGCCAUCCUUGCUACCGGAUAUCAACAGCGAGCAAUUAAAAGAUAUGGGUAUAAGUUGCGAAAAGGACUGUGCCGCUAUAAUGCUAGCGGUCGAGAAUUACUUAGCGGAGGUGAAACUGAAUGAAUCUGCUCCAUCACCUAUAAUGCCUUCUGCACCACUCGAGGAGGCUUCAACUAGUAGUCAGGACUAUAAUUUUAUUCAGAGCAUUAAUAUGACGGAAUGUGUUAUUUGUCUCGAUUCACAAUGCGAAGUGAUUUUUCUACCUUGUGGACAUCUCUGCUGUUGUUCUACGUGUGCAGAUAAGAUCCUCGCCGAGUGUCCGAUGUGCAGAAGCCCUAUCGAACGUAAAGUUCGUGUUGUGCAACCUUGAAUUCGCGAGAAGCGAAUAACGUAUUGUUCGACUUAUUCGACGAAUGAUUCCUCUCCGUAAUCGCAUAAAAAUAUUUCUUCCUAAUCUGUGAUUACACAUAUAAUACACAUAUACACACACCUAUGAUGAACCGAUUAUUUCCAUAAUAGUGGAAAGUAUAACGCGCACAACCAGUUAUAUUUACCACUGCAUGGUAAUGUGACGUUCGUGUAAAGCAUACCAUAGAAGGAGGAAGGCAUACUAGCGGCGGGACGCCAUGCGUUCGAGAUCUGCGUAUCUUUUCGUUCCAGAGGGAGAAAAAUAUCGAAAGCGCGGUUCUGCUAGGCCGGGACUCGAACCCGGGUCUUUCGCUUGCCGGGCAACUGCUCUAAACCACUGAGCUACCUGACGCUCCACGCUCACGACAUUUAUCGUUUUAUGACACAAAAACAAAUUGUUUUUCCUUGACUAGUUUUAUAUCGAUUUUUUCUAUCUUAGCAAAAACAUUAAUUCAAAUAGUCAAACCACGAAUAUACUCGAAUGUCUUUUUACACAUGCACUUUAACUCGUUUAGACGAGUCUUAGACGAUAUAGACGAAAUGCCAUUCUAAGGCGGACCGAUCAAAUUUAGUGGCACUUCGCGUCCGUAAUGCCCGACUACAAACAGUAUACAGAGUUCACAUAAAUGGAUUGCAAACAUAUCUACAUAGAUUGCAGAAUAUAUAGACAUACUUGAAGGACAACAGAAGGAAGCAAUUGCAAGACCUGUUUGUACUUGAGCAUAAAGAUGUGUUACGUAUAAGCUUUUAUAAAUAAUUUAUAUGACGGAAUUUUGAUAAAUAGUUAUGUGAAAACACCUUCGAAUUGAGCCUUACUAAUAAUUUAAAUUUCACUUCCUGUGAAAUUUGAAUUUGUUUUCUCUUUUGUGUAACUCGAUAAUUAUAUCAACUGGGCGUGAACAAAUUUCUUGUUGAUAUUAAUAUAAUAAAAAUCUCGUUUACAAAUCAUU